AACACCCAACCACACUUCCAGACAGAGAGAUAUACACAACGGAGAGAGAGAGAGAGGUGUUAUCAGAUAUACACAAUACACUCCAGAUUACCCAGAUUACAGAGAGAGGAAGAAAGGUACAAACGGAGGAGCUCCACCCUCUUUCCCUCACUUUCCUAGAUCAGUUCUUCUUACUUUCUUUCUUCCCAAACACUCUUGCUCUUCAGCUCCCUAUAUACAUCUGGAGAGAGAGAGGGAGAGAGAGAGGGGGUAAGGUUUGUUGUUGGGUGAGAUGAAGAAGCUGAAGAGCUAUUACAUGCACCUAAGACACCCAAAAACAAUGGAACGCAAAUGGAUCUUCCCACUAGCCAUUGGCUCCAUACUCUCUCUAUUCCUUCUGUUCCUCGCAACCCUAACUUCCCCUGACGGUACUCCUCUCCUGCCACUCUACCGCUACGCCACCUCCUCCUCCUCCUCCGUCUUCGUCGAAUCCAAGCUCCACCCAAAACCUAUCGCCACUCUCCCACCACCACCCCGCUUUGCCUACCUCAUUUCCGGCUCCAACGGCGAUGGAAACAUGCUCAAACGCACGCUUCAAGCCCUUUACCAUCCCAACAACCGCUAUGUCGUGCAUUUGGAUGCUGAAUCGUCGCCAGAAGAGCGUAUUGAUCUGCAAAAUUUUGUGAAAAAUCAUCAGGUGUUUGUGAAAUUCGGGAAUGUGAGGAUGAUUACCAGGGCGAAUCUUGUGACCUAUCGUGGGCCGACAAUGGUGGCCAAUACUCUCCACGCCGCCGCGAUCCUGUUGAAGGAAGGUGGGGAUUGGGAUUGGUUCAUCAAUCUCAGUGCCUCGGAUUAUCCACUUGUUACUCAAGAUGAUCUUCUUCACACGUUCUCAUACUUGCCGCGGGUUCUUAAUUUCAUUGAUCAUACUAGUAACAUUGGGUGGAAAGAGUUUCAAAGGGCAAAGCCAAUCAUUAUUGAUCCAGGGUUGUAUAUGACAAAGAAAUCUGAUGUUUUCUGGAUUACUCAGCGAAGAAGUGUGCCAACAGCCUUCAAACUUUUUACCGGAUCUGCUUGGAUGGCACUUUCUCGGUCUUUUAUCGACUUCUGUAUAUGGGGAUGGGACAACUUACCUCGAACGGUCCUUAUGUACUAUGCAAAUUUCAUCUCCUCCCCAGAAGGCUAUUUCCACACGGUCAUCUGUAAUGCUCAGGAGUUCCGCAAUACAACUGUAAACAGCGAUCUCCACUUCAUAUCAUGGGACAACCCUCCCAAGCAGCAUCCCCACUACCUUACCCCUGAUGACAUGCAAAAGAUGGUGGACAGCAAUGCCCCAUUUGCAAGGAAAUUUCACCAAGAUGAUCCGGUUCUUGACAAAAUUGAUUCUGAACUUCUUUUUCGAGGUCAAGGCAUGCUUGUUCCUGGUGGAUGGUGCAUAGGAAGCCAGGAAAAUGGGACUGACCCAUGCUCGGUUGUUGGUAAUAUUACCGUACUCAGGCCUACUGGAGGAGCCAAGAGGCUGGAAAGUCUGAUCAGUUCUCUCUUAUCAAAUGAUAAUUUCCGACCCAGACAGUGCAAAUAGCCAAAACCUGUUUCAUCAACAAAUUUUCUUUUUUAACAAUAGGUCAUUUACAGCAAGAAAGGGACGAUCUGAUCAAAGAAUGACAAUUCUUCUGGUAGGUAAAAGAAUGCUUGAGCUUACGCGCUCUUGCUGGCUUAAAGACACCCAGCAAUGAGUUGGAUUAAGUGGAAAGAAAUGAAUAUUUGCUGCUGCAGCCUGUGAGAAUAAUGUAUACAUGUUUCUGGUCUGGGUUUUGUGCCUGUAGCCAUUUUUGUUUACCCCUUUUAGCUGUAAUAAUGACCAGGACUUCCCAGUUUUGCACCAAAGCUUGCCAUGGACUAGGUGUUGUUGUGACCACUUUGGCAAGGUGAAUAUUGGGAGAAGGGGAGGAAAGAAAUUAGUUACAUGACAUUGUAUAUCAUAUUAUCAGCAACCAGUUCUUUUUAAUGUGGUAUGGUGGUUGGAGUAAGUGCACAAGAAGUAUAUUUGGUUUUUUUAUAUGAUGAAGUUAUGGUACUACAGAGGUAUUUGGUCGAAAAUUGACCUGGAUUGUUGAUUUUAAUU
Molecule: messenger RNA, 2104 nt
Organism: Ilex paraguariensis (yerba mate)
Lineage: Eukaryota; Viridiplantae; Streptophyta; Magnoliopsida; Aquifoliales; Aquifoliaceae
Source: the annotation of a GenBank genome assembly